Molecule: messenger RNA, 546 nt
Organism: Spirometra erinaceieuropaei
Lineage: Eukaryota; Metazoa; Platyhelminthes; Cestoda; Diphyllobothriidea; Diphyllobothriidae
Source: the annotation of a GenBank genome assembly
AUGGUGAUGUUUUCACUGGUACUCGUCGAUCAGGAGGAAAAAACGGCGCUAGAGGGACACUCUGAAGAACACUUUGAAACGACUGCAGACCAACCCGGAGACUUGGGAGGACCUCGCCGGCAUGGCGAAAAGAAGUGGAGACAGCCGUCGCCGUUUGCGAAGCAAACUGGAUCGUCGCUGCCAAAGCCAAAAGGGGAAACUCGCAAGUCACAAGUUCCUUACCUCUUCAAGGCCAUAAAUCAGCUGCUUCCAAUAUCCCCGCGCUGCCAACGCACAUUCCGCGCGCGAAUCGGCCUCGUAGGGCACCUUCGGAGGAAAUAUGCCGACAAUCCAACAACGCCCAUUUCUUCCCCCAUUCUCUCCCUGCCGGAAACCCCGCAAUGCCGACCACCCCAGUCCCCGAUGAUCACACUGCCAUCGUCCCGCCGCCACCGUCCGCCCUGCGCCAACCCCUUCGUUGACCGCAGCGACCAGCUGCGCCAACACCAUGACAUCUCGCACUCCGCCCACCGAUGGGACGACGUCCGACGUCCCAUCAUCAGCUAA